AUGGAAGCCUGCGUUUCCACGAGCCGCGUCCUCCUCCCUUUCCCUCUCUGCGCCGCGCGGCCGGCGGAUGCCUGCUUCCGGCGCCGAGCAGGGGCUAGCCGACGAAGAGGGGUCGGGCUAAACCCGGCAACGGCGUCGCUCGACAGCGCCGCAGUGCUCCUCGACGCCACCGUCGGGGCGGGGACGGGGUACUCGCAGGCGCGCUACUACACCUCGCUGGGGUUCUUCGUGCUGUCCGUGCCGGGGCUCUGGUUGCUCAUCAAGCGCUCCGUCAAGUCCAAGGGCUCUGGGAUGAGGCUUAAACGGUUUGGAGCGAAACCUGAUGCCAGGAAUAGAAGACGCCUUGAUGAUGGAUUCGCCCAAGGCUUCCUCCUUGGAGGUGGAAAAACCUUCCCUUGGUGACGGCGAGGGGCCCACGCUUGCAGGGAAGAAAAGGAAGGAUGUUCCUGGGCGCGAGAAUGGCGGCGUGGCGAAGAGGGUGCUCAGGUCGGACACCAUGAAGCUGC
Molecule: messenger RNA, 506 nt
Organism: Triticum aestivum (bread wheat)
Lineage: Eukaryota; Viridiplantae; Streptophyta; Magnoliopsida; Poales; Poaceae
Exons: 2
Coding region: 1-402 (133 amino acids)
Source: RefSeq, a predicted model, not a curated record